AUGGCGCGCAUUAAACAGGGCGUGUUUUCGUGGGAGGAUGUGCUAGCCCAGCGAUACCAAACUAAUAAACCCCCUCCCCUCCCCCGCACACGCCGCCGCACGCUCGCAGCCCCGCAAGCGCAGUCGCAAUGCCGACUGCUGACGCGCCUCUCGCCCGAGCUGCGAGUGAUGAUCUGGGAGUUUGCGCUGGGCGGGCUGCAUCUACAUAUUAUCCAGCGGAGCGGACAGCGACUGGGACAUGUGGUGUGCCCAGCGAGCACUUCGGCGUCGUCAAAGGAUGCGCCGUUUUGCGAGAUCUGCCACGGCGGCGGCAUUGCACAGCCGGUGAAAGAAGGCGACUUAGUCCGCGCCGGCCGGCAAGAUAGACUGCUGGGUGUUCCAAUGGCCUGUCGACAUAUGUACCACGAAAGCAUCCACCUCCUCUACACCCUCAACACCUUCGAAUUCAGCAACCCUUGGACCCUACCCUACCUCCGCCCCACCAUCCCCACAGAACACUGGGACUCCCUCCGCGCCAUCGAGCUGCGCUGGUCCUUUCCAGGCCACUGGCUUCCCAGCAAAGACCCCGUGCGCGCAGUGUAUGUGUCCGCCGGCCGCGCACAGUGGCUCGAGACCUGCCGCGCGCUAGCCCGGCUGCCGACGCUGCGGUCGUUCGUGCUGGUUCUGGGGAGUACGUGGUUCAGUGAGCCUGUGGAAAAACUGGCUGUGUUUCUGGACCCGUUGCGUGGUCUGCCUGUGCAUGAUAAGACUAAGACGGGUAGUGGGCGGAGGGCCAGGUCAUCGUCGUCAUCGGCUGCGUGGGAGCUUCGGCUUCAGGGCCAGGCGUAUUAUCGACAUGAGAUAACUCGUGUUGGAGAGGAUUUGCGUCGACGUGGGAUUGAGUGUUGGAUUUCGAUGGUGUGA
This is a messenger RNA of Penicillium alfredii, 903 nucleotides long. RefSeq lists its product as uncharacterized. Bases 1 to 903 code for a protein of 300 amino acids. NCBI's taxonomy places the organism in Eukaryota, Fungi, Ascomycota, Eurotiomycetes, Eurotiales, Aspergillaceae. The transcript has 3 exons. The record is from RefSeq and is a predicted model, not a curated record.